AGGAGGUCUUGUCGACGCUGAACAUAUUUACGCGCGAUCGUACACACGCUUUGCGGUGCUCACGGACACACGCUCCGCUCUCCUCCGACUGGCUCGUAUGCGCGUAGAGAUCUAGGUUACCGGAUGUGACGACACAGCCCAGUCUGUAAUCCGCUAGAACCCAGACGGCCGAGUUCCACGAGUGUCGCCGCGGUGGAAAGCGUCGAUAAAAUAGAGACGUUAGCCGGGCGAGGAAACUUACUGGGUCCUUCUUCUCUGCUCUCCGCUUCGUUAUGGCUCUGGUUCGCCGUUGCGCCGAAGGUUCGGUCCUUUGAAACUGAGAAAUGGGGAACCUCGUCUCGGCGGAUGAGAUGCUGCGCAGCGAUGCUGGUCUAGUCCUCUGACGGUUUCGUGGUUUUCAGGUGCACCCGACGCCGCCACAGAUGUGGCCCUUACCUCUGAUGAGACUCCUCUACAUGCACGGACGGGAUGUGUUGAUUGACAGGUCGUCAUCUGGUUUGGAGGGAUGACAAGAUAUUGGCAGACAUGGAGACAGGGGAGACAUACACUAUGAAAAGCCAUGCUCACUUAGUCUAGCUGUUCCAAAUCGUGUCUCUGCGUCAAUCUCAGGUGAAAGUAAAUCCUAUUUUAUUUUUUCUAUAAACCUCCACACCGUGACUUGGUGGGCUUAUUGUAACUGCUAGAAGCUAUCAACACAUAUCAAAAAUGAGUUCAGAGGGCUUUCAGUACCGGGCACUUUAUGACUAUAAGAAGGAGAGAGAGGAGGACAUUGACUUGCAUGUAGGGGACAUGCUGCUGGUCAGUAAGGGGGCCCUGCUGGCCCUGGGAUGCAGCAGCGGAGCCGAGGAGAGGCCCUCAGAGAUCGGCUGGCUGCCAGGCUUCAAUGAGACCACACAGGAAAAAGGAGACUUCCCGGGGACCUACGUGGAGUUCAUUGGCAGGAAGAGGAUGUCUCCGCCCACACCCAAGCCCCGCCCACCCAGACCACCCUCUGCAGCAUCAGCCAGAGCAGACUCGGAGUCAGAGGGCUUUGUUCUACCAGACCUACCAGACCAAUUUGGGCCCCCUGAGACUGCCCCCUUACUCCUCAGCAGACUGAUGGAGACAAUCGAGGCCAAAGGUGUAGAGAGUCCCAGUCUGUACUGGAGUUUCGGUGGAGGAGGUCUGGAUGCCAGGCAGCUGGCCGACUCUGACCUGGACCAGUUGGAGGCAUCCACACUCUGUGACGGGGUGGUGAGAUUCCUGCAGGACCUGCCGGGACCCGUUCUGCCGAGCUCGCUGCAGGCCGACAUGGUGCACACUGUGCAAGAGGUGCGAGAGGCGGAGGAGUGUGCUCAGGUGUUGCGGGGCAUCGCCAGCAGCCCCGCCUGUCCGCCCCAGUACGGCCUCACCUUCCUUAGCCUGCUGCGCCACCUCGCCCGUCUCUGCUCGCUAAACCCCAGGAACCAGAUCAACCCGAGGGCCCUCGCCGAGGGAUUCAGCCCACUGAUAUUCAGACAGGCUGCCAGCUGUGAGUCCGGUCCGGAUCCUUUGGUUCAGGUUCUAGAAGUUCUGAUCACCAGUGAACUCAACAUGAGCCAGGCCGCUCCAGCAUUGCCUCCUAAACCAAUCAAGCCAUCCACUCCAGUCCCCAGCAGCACAGCUCUGCAGGACUCAGAGUGGUACUGGGGGGACAUCUCGAGAGAGGAGGUGAAUGAGAAGCUCAGAGAUACGGCGGACGGUACUUUCCUCGUCAGAGACGCCUCCACCAAGAUGCACGGAGAUUACACCCUCACUCUGAGGAAAGGAGGCAACAACAAACUGAUAAAGAUCUUCCACCGCGAGGGGAAGUAUGGCUUCUCCGACCCCUUGACGUUCAGCUCUGUGGUAGAGCUGAUCAACCACUACCGCCAUGAGUCUCUGGCCCAGUACAACCCCAAACUAGAUGUCAAGUUGCUCUACCCCGUCUCCAAACACCAACAGGACCAGGUGGUGAAGGAGGACAGCAUUGAGGCUGUGGGGAAGAAACUCCAUGAGUACCACCUGCAGUACCAGGAGAAGAACCGCGAGUAUGACAGACUAUACGAAGAAUACACCAGAACCUCCCAGGAGAUCCAGAUGAAGAGGACGGCCAUCGAGGCCUUCAACGAGACCAUAAAGAUCUUUGAGGAGCAGUGCCAGACACAGGAGCGAUUCAGCAAAGAGUACAUUGAGAAGUUCCGCCGUGAGGGUAAUGACAAGGAGAUCCAGAGGAUCAUGGGAAACUAUGACAAGCUGAAGUCUCGGAUCAGUGAAAUUGUGGACAGCAAGCGCCACCUAGAGAUGGAUCUGAAGAAACAAGCUGCCGACUACAGGGAGAUCGACAAGAAGAUGAACAGCAUCAAACCAGACCUGAUCCAGCUCCGCAAGACCAGAGACCAGUACCUCAUGUGGCUGACCCAGAAAGGAGUGAGGCAGCGGAAGUUGAACGAAUGGCUCGGCCUGAAGAACGAGACCACAGAGGAUGAGUACAGCAUGGUUGAGGAUGAGGAGGACCUUCCUCACCAUGAUGAACGUCUGUGGCGUCUGGGCAGCAUCAACCGCAGUCAGGCAGAGUCGCUGCUCCGUGGGAAGAGAGACGGAACCUUCCUGGUCCGAGACAGCAGCAAACCAGGCUGCUACGCCUGUUCCGUAGUUGUGGAUGGAGAGGUGAAGCAUUGCGUCAUCAAUAAGACCCAGACCGGUUACGGGUUUGCAGAGCCUUACAACCUGUACGGCUCUCUGAAGGAGCUUGUGCUGCACUACCAGCACACGUCGCUGGUCCAACACAACGACUCGCUCAACGUCACACUGGCAUUCCCCGUCUACAGCCAACAACGACGGUGACAGACAGCAAGCAUCCCUCUCCUUACACAGGACACACUCAUUACCCUCCUCACAGAUCACACGUCACUCACACACGUCCCGUCAGACUCUGAUUAAAGAAGGCCAGGAAUAAAGAGAAUCUCCCCUCCACAGAGGCCAGGGGUCAGAAUUUGCUUUCUUGCUCACAAGACACUUGCUGUCUUAAGAGAAUCCAACUCUGAGCUUUUACAGGGAUACUCAAGUGGUGCUCCCCUGACACUGGGUUUGUUAACCCUCAACCCCAGCACCUGUUAUGUGAAUCUGAAUUAACCGGUGUAAACACAACCUGGUUAGCACACCUAGAUCUGCUCCGUGUUUAUCUUUAUGACAAUAUAAACCUUGAUGUGUAACCCUAGGUCUGAUCAGUAUGGCAGUCUUAUUGCACUCUGUAUUUUACAAAUGUUCUCCUGAUACCACUCAUUUUAAGGUGUGUCCAUAAUUUAAAUGAGUCCAUUUAAACCGGCUCAUGGAGGGGAAACGGCAGUGUGAGAAUAAAUCCACACAUCAGAUCGAACUGUUGGGAUAAUCUGCAUACCUGGACUCUGUGUGUGCAUGUGUGUUCGAGAGAGACAAUACUUCCUCUCUACUUGCAAUAAAUCCUAUGAAUAUACAGGAUGAGGAAGAUGUCCUGUUUGACUCAACCUACACUUUGUUUACUGAGUGAAACAACACCCACUCUGUUGAUACUCAGCUGUAGUGAGACAGGUACCAGCUGAACUCGACCAUCUGUUUACUAGGAGCGAUUUGAUGCCUGUUCUGUUCCAGUUUCCGUCCGAAAGGGACUGGUCAUAUGGGAUAUCCCUACCAAUCACCCCAACAGGUUAACCAGUCGUGUCUGGACUUCAAUGACAAUACUAUGGAUUAUGAUGGCAGUAAUGAUGUUUGAAGCGAACAGAUGGACAGUGAUAAUGGCGUUCAUGUCAAGAAUAAAACAAUGGACAAUUGAGAGAGCGACUUGCUGACACUGUGACUGACUUUUAAUGAGGGCUAAACGAAGGCAAAGCGAUUUACAAAAAAAAAAAACAACCCAAAAAAAACAACACCCAACCCAGAAUCGUCACUCGACUCAGAGGAAGUGCUACUUGUUUCAGACAGUGGUCAUGCACAGUGGAUGUGCCCAUGACAAAGCAUUGUUAAAUUCUCCAGUUUACAGAGCAAAUGAUUUAAUACUUGUCCACUUUCAUUUCAUUAAAUGCUUUAUGGCACAAGUACAAAAUCAACAGAAACUCAGUCGUCAUGAAACAAAUGAUUGGAUAUCCAAAGUCAACUUUUCUGGAAUGAAGAAACAUGGGCUGUUUUCUUUUUCAUAUUGGCCCAAUUUUAGUUUCAGAAUUAAAACAAAUGGGGGCGGGGGGUUUACAUCAGAUCUCCUGGCCCUCUUUGCUACAGAUCAUCCCCCAAAUGUGGCCACGAACUUGGUAAAAGUGGAAAAAGGAUGCCCAAAUAGGAGUCAUGAGAGUUCCACACAACUCGUGACAAUUUCUUUUCAGUAACUUUUUUUCCUCUGGUUAUGAAAAAUGUGACUUUGUUUUAUAGAGCAGACAGUUCUAGAACUGAGUCCUAAUGCCCCCUAGUGGUAACAGCCACCCCUAAACCGUGAAUUGGCAAAAUGACCAUUUAUUGACUCAGUAACGAACUUAUAUUUAUGGAAAGACUUGGAAAAUCCUGAAGUUUUUUUUUUUUUUUUGUCCAGGCCUUGAUCAGCUGUGGAAAUUAACAUCCAAGAAUUUUGGAAAGACCAUGGAUUAUUUUUUUUCUGGGGGAAGAUUGUUUAUUGUUGAGCUUGGUUGCUGGCAGAUUCUACUGAAGAAUUUAGAACGGAGAUGAAAAUCUUAGUCCCUGGUUAGUGUUGAGUUGAUAUGUCCAACUAAAAGCCUAAAAAAUUUGGAUUUAAGUGCUGAACGAAAAGUAUGGGACAUAUUAAAUGGGAGAUACUGGCGAAUAUUAGUUCUUGGAAUUGUGGUUUGUGUUUAUCCAACAGAUUAUUUGAAUUAAGAGUCCCUUGAUGCAAUUUGUCAUCUGUUCUGCAAGCUUUAUUUAUCCUGUUUUUCUUUCAAUUUGUCAGUCGGCCAGGCUAUCAAGUCAACUGUUUUCUAAAAAAUAAAGAUGUCAAAAUAACUGUUGAUCCACAAACAUUUCUAGUGUGUAA
Molecule: messenger RNA, 5011 nt
Organism: Lampris incognitus (smalleye Pacific opah)
Lineage: Eukaryota; Metazoa; Chordata; Actinopteri; Lampriformes; Lampridae
Product: phosphatidylinositol 3-kinase regulatory subunit alpha-like
Exons: 17
Coding region: 706-2844 (712 amino acids)
Biological process (GO): insulin receptor signaling pathway; phosphatidylinositol phosphate biosynthetic process
Cellular component (GO): phosphatidylinositol 3-kinase complex
Molecular function (GO): 1-phosphatidylinositol-3-kinase regulator activity; protein binding
Source: RefSeq, a predicted model, not a curated record